UCUGGCGGCCAUUACGGAUUUCCACCUCCCCCACAGAAAGCGGCCGCAGCAACGUGCGUGGCCUCUUUCGUCACAUCCGGCCCUUGCGAUCCAGGGGCGCAGAACCCGCGCCAUGAAGUGCCUGUUUGUUACCGUAGGGACCACCAGCUUUGACGACCUCAUCGCGUGUGUGUCAGCGCCCGACAGUCUGCAAAAAAUCGAGAGCCUUGGUUACAGCCGACUUAUCCUGCAAAUUGGUAGAGGAACGGUGGUACCUGAACCCUUCAGUACUGAGUCAUUCACUCUGGAUGUUUACAGGUACAAGGAUUCCUUGAAAGAAGAUAUUCAGAAGGCAGAUCUUGUUAUUAGUCACGCAGGUGCAGGAAGCUGUUUGGAGACUCUGGAAAAAGGCAAGCCACUCCUGGUGGUUAUAAACGAAAAGUUGAUGAACAAUCAUCAGCUGGAACUGGCAAAACAGCUACACAAAGAGGGUCAUCUCUUCUAUUGUACCUGCAGGGUCCUGACUUGUGCUGAGCAAGCCAAGUCCAUUGCUUCUGCUCCUGGGAAGUGCCAAGAUUCUGCAGCGCUGACUUCAACUGUCUUCUCAGGCCUAGACUUUGGGCUGCUUUCCGGAUACCUGCCUAAGCAGGCCCUUGUCACUGCUGCCCAUCCUCCCUGCACCCUACUUUUUCCAUCUUGCCACACUUUUUUCUCUCUCCCUCUCACCCCGCCGUACAAAAUGCAUAAAGGAUGGAAAAACUACUGCAGCCAGAAGUCUUGGAAUGAGACAUCAAUGGAUGAAUAUUUAGGCAGCUUAGGGCUGUUUCGAAAGCUGACUGCCAAGGAUGCCUCUUGCCUCUUUCGGGCUAUUUCGGAGCAGUUAUUUUGCAGCCAGGUCCAUCAUUUGGAAAUCAGGAAAGCUUGUGUCUCAUAUAUGAGGGAAAAUCAACAAACUUUUGAGUCUUAUGUGGAGGGAUCUUUUGAGAAAUACCUGGAACGGCUGGGAAAUCCCAAGGAAAGUGCUGGCCAGCUGGAAAUAAGAGCACUUUCUCUAAUUUAUAAUCGGGAUUUCAUUCUUUAUCGCUUUCCUGAACCUCCAACUUAUGUCACAGAUAAUGGCUAUGAAGACAAGAUUCUACUCUGCUAUUCAAGUAGUGGUCACUAUGAUUCUGUGUACUCAAAACAAUUUCAGUCAAGUGCAGCUGUUUGUCAGGCUGUAUUAUACGAAAUUCUCUAUAAAGAUGUAUUUGUUGUGGAUGAAGAAGAGUUGAAAACUGCAAUUAAAUUGUUUCGAAGUGGUUCUAAGAAGAACAGAAAUAAUGCUGUGACUGGGAGUGAGGAUGCCAAUACUGUCUACAAGAGUUCAAAUCAGAAUAGGAUGGAAGAGUGGGGUGCUUGCUGCAAUGCUGAAAAUAUACCAGAGGGCUACAAUAAAGGAACAGAAGAAACCAAGUCUCCAGAAAAUGCAUCAAAGAUGCCCUUCCCCUAUAAGGUGCUGAAAGCCCUGGAUCCAGAAAUCUAUCGUAAUGUAGAGUUUGAUGUUUGGUUGGACGGCAGAAAAGAACUUCAAAAAUCUGAUUACAUGGAGUAUGCUGGGAGACAGUACUAUUUGGGAGACAAGUGUCAGGUUUGCUUGGAAUCAGAUGGAAGAUAUUAUAAUGCUCAUAUCCAGGAAGUUGGAAAUGAGAACAAUUCAGUAACAGUUUUCAUUGAAGAACUGGCCGAAAGGCACAUUGUUCCACUGGCUAACUUAAAACCAGUUACCCAAGUGAUGCCUUUUUCUGCCUGGAAUGCUGUGCCCAGUCGUAAAGGAAGAGGUUACCAGAAAAUGCCUGGGGGAUAUAUCCCAGAAAUAGUUUUAUCAGAGAUGGACAUGAAGCAACAGAAGAAGAUGUUCAAGAAAGUUCGAGGGAAAGAAGUAUAUAUGACUAUGGCUUACAGCAAGGGAGACCCCCUCCUCCCACCCAGGCUACAGCACAGUAUGCAUUAUGGGCAUGAUCCUCCAAUGCACUACUCGACAGCUGGCGAUGUUAUGUCUAAUGAACAUUUUCAUCCUCAACAUCCAUCUCCAAGACAAGGUCGAGGAUAUGGGAUGCCCAGAAAUUCGUCUUGGUUUAUAAACAGGCACAACAUGCCGGGCCCUAAAGUUGGUUUUUACCCAGGCCCAGGUAAAAGGUGCUGCCAGAACUAUGAUAACUUCUCUUACAGAUCUCGUUCAUUUAGACGUAGUCACCGCCAGAUGAGUUGUAUGAAUAAGGAGUCCCAGUAUGGAUUUGCUUCAGGGAAUGGACAAAUGCCCAGGGGCUUGGAAGAAACGAUUACUUUUUAUGAAGUUGAAGAAGGGGAUGAGACUGCUUAUCCAACUUUACCUAAUCAUGGAGGUCCCUCUUCAAUGGUUCCUGCUACUUCAGGAUACUGUGUUGGAAGGCGGGGACAUAGCUCGGGCAAACAGGCUUUGAAUUUAGAGGAGGGCAAUGGCCAGAGUGAAAAUGGGGAAUAUCAUGAAGAAUAUCUUUAUCCUGCAGAGCCAGACUAUGAAACUUCAGGUGUUUAUAGCACAACUGCAUCUACAGCAAACUUGUCUCUUCAGGACAGAAAAUCAUGUUCUAUGUCUCCUCAGGACACAGUUGCCUCAUACAACUACCCCCAGAAGGUGAUGGGAACUUUUGUACCAGUUGCAGCUUCCUGUGCCAGUAAUGUUCCAGCUCCAGACUUAUCUAACUGUGAAGCAGUUAAUCAAGCUAUUAUUACCACUUCAGUUUCCUCACAGAAUGCUAUACAGCCUCUAUUUGUAUCUCCACCUACACAAGGCAGGCCAGUGAUUGCCUCGCCAUCCUAUCCAUGCCAUUCUGCUCCUACUCCUCAUGCUGGUACCUCUCUACCACUACCACCACCACCACCACCUCCUCCUCCUCCUCCUCCUCCUCCUCUUGAUGUGGGAGAGGCUUCAAAUUUACCACCACCACCACCACCUCCAUCUUAUUCCUGUGAUCCAAGCGGCAGUGAUUUGCCUCAAGAUACAAAAGUUUUGCAGUACUAUUUCAAUCUAGGAUUGCAGUGCUAUUAUCACAACUACUGGCACUCCAUGGUCAUCGUGCCACAGAUGCAGCAGCAGCUUCAUGCAGAGAAUUAUCCAGUCUAUACUGAGCCACCUCCUCUGGUAGAUCAAACUGUCCCUCAAUUGUACAGUGAGGUGAGGAGAGAAAAUGGCACACAGGCGGAAGCAUCAGCAAAUGGUACUUUUCCGAAUGCUGAUCCUACAUCUGUCCCUCAUGGAGCAGUCUAUUAUGCAGUAAUGGCAGAUCCCUAUGGACAGCCACCUUUGCCAGGUUUUGACUCGUGCCUUCCGGUUGUGCCAGAUUAUUCCUGUGUUCCCCCCUGGCAUCCAGUUGGUGCAGUAUAUGGUGGUUCUCAAAUUCAUGGUGCUAUAAAUCCUGGGCAAAUUGGCCAUAUUGCUCCAUCUCCCCCAAAUUCUCAUUAUAUACCUCAGGGUACAUAAGAUUCAGCAGUAUGAAGUAUUCUUGCACUGCCUUUUUUUUUUUUUUUUUGCUGUUUUGGUUUUUAAAAAGUAUUUUGUGUUAGUGGUUAAAUGAUGUAGGUGGUUAGAGUGUUUACUAUUAUAUUUGUCUUUAAAAUUAUUUUAUCUUUUGAUUUAAAAUAGUACUUUAAAAGGAUAUUAUUUUGGGCUGUGACUAGGGAAAUUGAGGUAGAUGUACAACUGGCCCCAUAUUGACCAUACUUCAUUGUAUUCAGCUGUUUUUCUGUCAGCCAUUUGUCAACUUUAUAUUAGCUGAUGGUACCAAUUGAUAAGUGAAUAAAUCAUAUAAAGUAUUUCCUUGGUUCAGAAAUCACAUCAUGUUAAACCAUGCAGAAUUGGAAUAACUUCUACUUUUUUCUAGAAAGUAAAACCAAGAGCCUUUGCUUCGGGAUAACUCAAAGAGCUCUUCAGGUUUCUUGAGAAUUGUCUGAACCAAGAUGCAUUCUGUGGUAUCAGUUUUGAAGGCACAUAGUGCUCUGCUUUAGAUUUAUCCCAUACGCUAUUGUUUAAUACCGGAUUUAUGUUAAGUGUUCUGUACAGUAUUGGUGUCUUUUGCAGUUAGUAGUAAAUAAAAACUAGCAUUUAAAAUUGCCAAAACGAGUGGGAUUUUUUUCUUUUUGCGUUUUCAUGGCAGCAAAGAGUACCAACAUUUGAUUGUUUCAACAUGUUUUGUCUCUGGCAUUCUGGUUGCAAAAGAAUGAAUUUUUAGCAUGAGCUGGUGGGGAGUAAUUGCAGGGUCACUUGAGAUGUUAUUUAAUUUCGAGUCAUUGCAGUGCAUACUACCAUAUCUAUGUCUUUUCUUCGGAGAAUGUUCCUUUUAUGGUGCGUACUACCAUAUCUAUGUCUUUUCUCUGGAGAAUGUUCCUUUUAUGGGGUGUGCGUGUGUGUGUGUUUUAAAGCAUCUAUAACCCUCUUAUGGAACUUUAGACUUUCUCAUUAUCCUAUACUUCCAAUAGUUGUUAUAGGGGCCAAGGAAAAACUUCCCCUUUGCCCUCUAAAGGUUCACUGAAAACUCAGCUCACAAAAGGCAGAUAAGAGAAAGGGCAUACAAAUUUUAUUAAUGUGUACACGGGAACCUUCAGAAUGAAGACCCAAAGUACAGGGGAAAUUGUCCAUUGUUAUGCUUAGGUUCAACAAAGUAUAAACAGCCAUAUAGAAAUAUGAUUGGAUAAAAAGGGUAUGAUCUGCUAAUGGACUUCAGUAGGAGAAACCCAACAAGGCUUGUUCAUAUUCUUGGCCUCUCUGAGCACACAUUCCUCCCUUCUGGGUGUGGGACAGGAUCCUCUUUGGAAUGGGGUGGGGGCAUCUUCUGACAAUCAAACCAGGUAGUUCAGAUAAUUUUUUAUGGCCAGUUUUUACAUAGAAAGGUAGAAUAAUAUUUUUAGGUUUUAGAAAAGCUAGAGUAAUAUUUUUAGGUUUUAUGGCUGGCAUUCAGGAAAAAGGGGUUCUGGUUUCUAUGACCCACCUUGGGGAAGAGGAGUUCUGGUUUCUAUGGCUAGCUUUGGGGAAGGAGGAGACUAAGAGACAGGACAGGAGGGCAGGAGAAGUUCAGAGAAACACUUGCUGCUGAGGCCUUCAUUCGAGGGUAUUUUUUUUUUUUAGUCACAUCUUACCAUUUUUGUUUUUAGACUUAACCUUGUGUCUCUGAAGGCUCUGAAGGCCUGGCUUCUCUUUGGCUUGCUGUGAGACACAUUUCAUCAUCCUUUUUUGCCUUCUCCCUUUAAUCUAUCUGAAGACCACAAGAUGGUCUGUAUUGAUUAAUUCUCCUCUGAGGGGCAAAUCAUCAUGAAUACUUUGCUCUAUGUCACCUAACAAACAGCUAUUUAAAAGAAUGAGUUCAUGUCCUUUGCAGCAAUAUGGAUGAAUCUGGGAACCAUCAUUCUCAGCAAACUCACAGAAGAACAGAAAAUCAAACACUGCAUGUUCUCACUCAUAAGUAGGAGUUGAACAAUGAGAACACAUGGAGACAGGGAGGGGAGCAUCAUACAACAGGGCCUGUCAAGUGGUGGGGGGCAUGGGGAAGGAUAGCAUUAGAAGAAAUACCUAAUGUAGAUAACAGGUUGAUGGGUGCAGCAAACCACCAUGGCACCUAUAUACCUAUGUAAUCUGCACGUUCUGCAUGUGUAUCUCAGAACUUAAAGUAUAAUAAUAAAGAUAAAAUUGGAAAAUUCAUUUGGCAACCAUGAUAGUAAUUAUUUCAAAAUAUAAUAUAUCUCUAGUAUUUAAAAAUAUGUAUAUAGCAUAGUAAAUUUUGAACAAAGAAUAAUCCAAGCUUUCAAUUUCCAGUACUGUUUGGCUGAAGAAGCAUAAAAAUUAGAACUCAGGCUCUGACUUACUAGCUGGGCUGGGAUAGGUAGGUCACUUACUUUUCUGAUUCUUAGUUUCCUCACCUGUAAAGUGAUAUGAACUUAGAUUUGUAGAUCUAAACUAUUAAAUUCCAUAAAGCCUCUUUUUAUUUUUCAAAUAAAAUUGGUUGCCACAAAAUCUAUUUAUAUCACUUUCUUAAAAGGUUAUUCAUGUUUGUGAAUCAGUCUCUCCUUUCACCCUAUGGCUACACCCUGAUGAAAAAGAAAAAUUUGAGACAUCAGGGCUUGAAGUGCUUGAACAGUUGAAGGUACUGGAGUGGAAUCCAUUGCAAAGAAGAUAUAUCUUCAAUGUACUGUUCUCAAGAUGAUUAAUAUUAGUGAGUUCUAAAUAAGCCAGUAUACCAAACGGUUCUGCUUCAGAAUAGACAAUACUGAUUGGAUUUGGUUUUUUUAUCCUUGAUUUUAAGAAGGUCUUACACUACAAGUUAGCGUCUUGACAACUUGAGAUGAACGGCAGUGCACUAAUGUUUUACAACAAACUAACUGUAUGUAUUAGUGUUUUAACUUCUCUGCUAACCUCCUGGGUUCUCAAUUUGUGCAGCCUACAAAUUGUGUUUUGCAUAAAAGUUUGUUUUAGUCAAGCUUAUGGAACAGCCCUUUCCCAACAUUUUUUUAAUGUGCUAAAAUUUCUGAGGUACACAGAUUUCACAGCAAGUGAUUGUCCUCUAUCUUCAGCAGUCAGUGGUUCACUAGCUUCUACGGGGUGUUUUUAGAAAGUUGUAGUCUUGAGAAUAUGGGUUUGUUUGGUGAGUUUUGGGACAAGCACAUCUGCCUUAGAUUUCUAGUUGAUUGGUUUUUAUUUCAAACUUAAAUGAUACUGCCUUGCCUUGCGAUCUGUUACCAGUUAAUGAAAUUUAAUCAUGAUUGGUAUUAACGUAACCUGAAAGCAAUGUGUGUACUAGAUUGAACUAAUUAUCAAUUGAUGUCUGUAUUUAUGGUCUGCUUAAAUCAUGCAAGUUCUCUUUGUUUAUGUAUUACAAUCAGUCUUCCCUAAGAAAUAAUCAAGGAGCCAGUCCUGGCUCUCCUAUUGUUGGGGGAGAGGUGAGGGUAGCCUGUGCUGCUGCAGCAGUCUGCAAUUGUUUUUGGAGGCAGUUCCUAGGUAAAAAGGAAGUGGUUUUUCUUGUGAUGAAAAACAAAACCCUAAUACUUAACAUGUUUAAUCACCAUAUAGGAUAAACAUAGUGGUAGAUUUCUCCUUUUUACGGAUUACCUCUUAAGUUGCUCUUGUUACAAAAGGUAUCCUGUCUUUUCUCUGCUUUUAACCAAAUUUCAUCCAUUUAGAAUUGUUAGGGAAAAGAAAUAUAUAGACACUAGUUUGUUUGGGACCCUUCCAGCCCCUUCCUGACAUAAAUCUGGUUACGCUAAAGGUAAAAAGCUGGAUAAUUUCUCAUAGCCAGGAAAAAUAAUUAAAUUCAUUUUUAUGCUUUAUAUAUUUAUUCUCAAAACUGAUUGUGGUUUUCUGUCUUGAUUAAGAGCAGAUGAAAACAUUGAGUUGGUUUUACUGUUGAAAUUUAAGACUGAUGAAUUUAAAACAGCUUUCAUUUCCUUAAAGCUUAUAAUCAAGGCUAACCUUUCAAUUAGCUUUGGAUUUAAAAAAGUAAACAAAUCAUGGUUUUUUUUUCUUAUGUGAGCAACAGACAUUCAGAACUUAGGCAGAUCUCCAUAGAUAAUGAUAUAGUCUAGUGGGGAGGGUGGAGCAUAGACUUAAUGUAGACUUUUGUAAAUCUGGGACAAAUUUAGUUCAUUUUAUAUGAAACCUCUUUAAAGCAUUUUAUAUUUACAUUUAUAAUGAAGAAUUUAUGUAAUUUAUAUAAGAAUUCAAGAGAACUAAUACAGGCUGAGCAUCCCUAAUCUGAAAAUCUGAAAUCCUCCAAAAUCUGAACCUUUUUGAGCACUGACUUGCUGCUCAAAGAAAAUGCUCUUUGUGGCAAUUUGGAAUUUUGAAUUAGGGAUGCUCAACCAGUAAAUAUAAUGCAAAUAUUCUAAAAUCCGAAAAAAUUUGAAAUUCCAAACACUUCUGGAACCCAACAUUUCUGAUAAGGGAUACUCAACCUAUAUAGCAGGAGACAACCUCUUGUUUCCCUCCAUCCUAACUGGAAUGUUUAGUUUCAAUAGGAGCAACUUAAUUUAGAACACUUGUCUUCUCUCCUACCUCAACGUCCAAUGGCAUUUUUCCCUAAAAUACAUUUCAGGGACAUGGAAGGUGCCUGUGUGUGAGAGAUGUAGCUUAGGUAAUGACCUCUGUGACUAAAACUGCUUUAGAGUGAUAAAUAUGGGAAGUGCUUCAAAAUAAUUUCAGGAUGAGUAUUAUAUAUGAAAGAACAUUAGCUGUGUGUUGUUGAAUAAUUAUCAUUGAAACUUGGGUUUAUUAUGCCAUUUUGUUUCAAAUUUUUAAUAAAAAACUGCCUUAGUAACCUGCCAUCUGGAGAGGAGAUGUUUGCUUAUGAAAUUAGUAUGAGUUUGGGUUUUUUAAAAUGUUGUCUUGAAUCCUGAAAAGUAUUAAAUGUAUAAGGUUGUAGAGAGGCUGUCACAUAGGUUCAUAGAUACCUUAGAACAUCUGAGUUUUGGGGAAAGUUAUAAAAAAUGGGUUCUUGAAAUUCUGUAAUUCUUAAUAUUCACUUGCUACACAUAAAACCAAUUUUGUUAAACACAUGACAUUUAUUUGUAGUUGAAACUAAUUGAGGUAAGUGAACCAAUUCAGGUUUUACUGUUUCAGUAAUUGUUUUCCCAAUAAUCACCACCACUUUUGAGUUUACUUUUUUUCUUUGGCCGCUGGGGGUGGGGGGAUCUUGGGAACAAGAAAAUCUGACUAUUGAACUGCUGUUUGUUUAGUUUUUUCCCGGUAGGUAUUUCUUGUCACUGAGUAGACCUUUUGUGAAGGGGGUGGGGUCAUUACAAACAAUAUUGAGGUUAAACUGAAUCAGUUCUUACAAAUUCAGACCAGUCAGUGAACAAAAAUGUUAAGAUCUAUUCUAGCCAAAUAUUGGUUUGUAGUAUUGAUUUAUUAGUGCUAUAUAGAUGGUCAGUCCCGUCACAUAAUUAGCAAAUCUUUCUUGCAGAACUUUUGGCUCUUUCCAAACUAAUACAGGUUUUUCAAAUUGUUUACAGAAUUGUAGAAAAAAUUCUACCCUAGUACUAGACUUAAACUAAUGUUUUAUUUCCUUGCCCUGGUAUAUUAGCUACAUCAAAGAGAACAUUUUUCCUUAAUAAAAAGCUAUUUUAUAUUCAGUUGUUUUGCUUGUUUUAGCAGUUGAACUUUGUUUUGAUUUUGAUUCCUUUUAGCUCUGCUAAAAUAGCUUCAACUACACAAGAAGUUUUUCCCUUCCUGGCUAUUUUGAAACAUGGCAUGGGGUUUUGUUAAUUUACUUCUUUUCCUGUACUCACUGCUUAUUUUUUCCAACCUUUUAUUAUAAAAAUCUUUUAAACACAGAAUUUGAAGGAAUUGUUAACAUCCAUAUAUUUACCAUCUAGGUUCUGUUCUUAACAUUUUCCUAUACUUACCUUUUUGAAUAUCCAUCUGUAAGUCCUUAUUUUCGAUGCAUUUCAAAGAAAAUUGGAAACCUAAGUACCGUUUACAUGUAAACAUUUCAUGCAGAUUGUUAACUAGAGUUCAGUUUUUAAGAUUUUUUUUCUUUUGAGGUAAAGUUUACAUGCAGUGAAAUGCACCAAUCUUAAGUGUUGGAUGCAGUGAGUUUUGAUAAAUCACAUACUUGUGAAACCAAAGGCCUGAUCAAGAUAACAUCACCCCCAGAAAAUCUCUUCAUGCUUCUUCCCAAAUUCUUCUAUCCCCAUUCCCCUAGGUAACCAUUCUUGGUUCUGAUUUCUCACAUAUCAUAGAUUAGUUUUCUGUUUUUCUAACUGUGCAUAAAUGAAAUAUGCUCUCUUGUGUAAGGCUUCUUUCAGCGUAAUGUAUUUGGGAUUUAUCUAUGUUGUGUAUGUCAAAAAUUUAUUGCUGAAUAUUAUUCAUUAUAUGAAUAUGCCAUAGUUUAUCUUUUUGAUGGACACCUGGGCCACUUCCAGUUUUUUUUAAUAUUAUAAAUCUUCUAUGGAUAUUUUUCUGUCUUUUUGUGAGCACAUGUUUUCAUUUCUCUUGGAAUAGAAUAGUGUCAUAGGUGAGGUGUAUGUUUAGUUUUUUUUAUAAGAAACUGCAGGAUAUUUUUCUCAAGUGAUUGUACCAUUUUAAACUCCCAUCAAUAAUGUAUGACAGUUCCAGUUUCUCAUUACCAUCAGCCUAUGGUGGUGUCAGUAUUUUAAUUUUAGUCAUCCUGGCAGAGGUGUAGUAAGUGGUAUCUAAUUUACAUUUCCCUGAUUGUUUUUCCGUAUCAAGCAUUUUUAUGUGCUUGUUCAUUUGUGUAUCUUUGUGAAGUGUGUUCAAAUAAUUUGUGUUAUUGCAUUAUAGGAGAUCUUUGUAUAUGCUGGUUGCAAAUCUUUGUCAAAUAUACUUCUUAUUUUAAUUAUCUAGCCAGUGUGUAAAUGUUAUCAUUUAUGUUUAAAAUAAUUAGGCCAGGACUUGCAGGUGAGUUAUUUAGCAGAAAGUUAAGCUGUUCUGUCCGAUAUGCUAACCAGUGCCCUGCUGGUGUAAAAGUUAAUCAGUAAAAUAAGACCAUCAAACUUCUAUAAUCUGAAUUAGUGGAAAGCUAGUUGCUGAAAAGUCUUGUGACUACAAAAAAAUCUGAAGAAAUGUCACCUGAUUCUGAAAUUAUUGCUCAAAUGUACUCAGAUUACGCUGGUUUAUCAUGACCAGCUUAACCUCCGUUUAUAUGUCUUCUUGCUGGCUCACAGAUUCCAACUGUUCUUUGCAAUAUGUAUCAUACUUUAAGUACUCAAUGAAGAAUUAUUAAUUUCCAGGAUCGAGGCUUCUAUGGUUUUUGAUAUUGUAAGGUAUAGCUUUGAAGCUAUUGGUCUCUUUACUUCAUCAUCUCAUAGUUCUUAUAAAUUAUUAUUAAAUUGUUAAAUACUAAUCAGCUUUGUUUAAUGAAAAACAUAAAAAUUAGAAUGUUAUUUAUUCUCAUAUACUUUUCAAAAUAUGUUGGACUCUAGAGGUCUGCUUAGUGUUUCUGCUAGGCAUAUUGCAUUGUGGAAUCUGUUGUUCGUAAAUGUUAAUAAUUGGUGGCUACAAAUGAUUACACUAAAAAAGGGAGGAACAUAACAAAUUUGAGUUGCCAUACAUUUUAGGGGAAAAAAGUAAAUACUUUAUUUUGUUGGUACUGAAGCUAAAAAUACACAAAAUGAUUUUAUUGUACAAGAUUCUUUUUAAUAUGUUAAGAUUGACACUAUGCACUUCUUACAGAAAGUGUUUAAAUAAAAGUGAUAGUUAUUUAAAGAGAUUUGCACUUCUAAAAUAGUCUUCAAAGCCAAUGCCAUUUACACAGACAAAUUUGGAAUUUUUCCUUUUCAUGAUUUUGCUCGAGAUUUAUCAUUUCAAACUUAAAUUUGACACCCUUUCUCUACGGUGAUAUGUGGUUGGGGCCGCCAACUAGGCUUAGAAGGUGAAUUACACAUAGCUUGUAUUUUCUAGUUUUCUCUUUCCUACUGCCAAAUGUUAGCUUGUAGCAGCAGACUGCAUUCAUUGUUUGAGUAGAAAGAAACUCCCAGCCCUAAUUUCAACCCUGUGUUUGAGAAAUCUGGAAUAAAUAGAAUCCUGUGAAGAGUUUAAUAUUGUUCUGCUGAACAGUACUUCUGGUGUGCGUUCCUAUGUUAUAAGAAACAAAAACUAAAAUGUCUUUGCUUGAUAAGGAUGUGUUUAUCCAUAUCUGAAGUUUCCUGGUAAAGUCUGUGUCUUUACUGUUGAAAUAAGAUACAGUUUUAUUUUGAUAAAGUAGUAAUUUGAAAAGUUAAAGUUAAUUUAUUGAAUUGAAUUUCCUUUUACAUUAAACCAUAGACUAAUGUGUUAACCCUUUGGGUUUAGAGGACUUCUCAUGUGCUCACACAAUAUUCAUUUUAAUGCCAUUGGUUCCAAUUAUCCUGUUAAGGCACUUGAGAAUUCUGGCUGCUUUUCCUGCCCAAGUAUGUUAAGCACAGUUAUCACUCCUUACUGGAUUACAGGUUACUUUGCUUUGGGUAUUUCAACUUAUUGCUUAAUCUGCUUUACAAGGAAGUCCUACAAGGUGUGACCACAACAUGAUGAGGCUAAACUUUAAAUACUGUGACUAGAUCUUAUACAGGGAAUACGUAAUCUGAAUAUGUGAUUUUCAAAUGACCUGAACACAUUCAGCUAAUUGGCUUCCAUUUUGCCAUUAGAGACUCUUUCCAUUGCUUCUGCCACCAUGGUUUCUUAUGAGUCCAAAAUCUUCCCCUCCAUUUUCUAUGGAGGCUGGUGGUUUUU
Molecule: messenger RNA, 12208 nt
Organism: Callithrix jacchus (white-tufted-ear marmoset)
Lineage: Eukaryota; Metazoa; Chordata; Mammalia; Primates; Cebidae
Gene: ALG13
Product: ALG13 UDP-N-acetylglucosaminyltransferase subunit
Biological process (GO): dolichol-linked oligosaccharide biosynthetic process
Molecular function (GO): hexosyltransferase activity
Source: RefSeq, a predicted model, not a curated record